Molecule: messenger RNA, 3458 nt
Organism: Neofelis nebulosa (Clouded leopard)
Lineage: Eukaryota; Metazoa; Chordata; Mammalia; Carnivora; Felidae
Gene: LGI3
Product: leucine rich repeat LGI family member 3
Exons: 8
Coding region: 243-1889 (548 amino acids)
Biological process (GO): regulation of exocytosis
Cellular component (GO): synaptic vesicle
Molecular function (GO): protein binding
Source: RefSeq, a predicted model, not a curated record
UCGCUCGGCUCCGGGCCCGCGCAGCUCUCCCAGCCGGCUCGCGAGAACGAGCAGGGGAGGGGACGGAGCCCGCGGCCGAGGGCUGGAGGACUCGACUCUCCGCAGCGGGCAGCCGGGCCCCUAGCUGCGGCAGCGGCUGCUGGCGGCGGUGGCCGGGAGGUGCCAGCCCGCGCUGGGUGGCGGAGAGCCGCGGGGCGGGGGCUGCGGCCGGUGACCCGAGGGAGAGCUUGCUUGCAGUCAGCAUGGCGGGGCUGUGGGCCAGGCGGGGCUCCGGGCUCCGGCUGCUGGCGCUGUCCACGCUCGGCUUCUGCCUGAUGCUGCAAGUCAGUGCCAAGAGGCCCCCCAAGACGCCCCCCUGCCCGCCUAGCUGCUCCUGCACCAGGGACACCGCCUUCUGCGUGGACUCUAAGGCAGUGCCCAGGAACCUGCCCUCCGAGGUCAUCUCUCUGACGCUGGUGAAUGCUGCCUUCUCGGAGAUCCAGGAUGGAGCGUUUUCCCACCUGCCACUGCUGCAGUUCCUGUUACUCAACUCCAACAAGUUUACUCUGAUUGGAGACAAUGCCUUCACAGGACUGUCGCACCUGCAGUACCUCUUCAUUGAGAACAAUGACAUCUGGGCACUAUCCAAGUUUACCUUCAGAGGACUCAAGUCUUUGACACACCUAUCGCUGGCCAACAAUAAUCUGCAGACACUGCCUAGAGACAUCUUUCGGCCCUUGGACAUCCUGAGUGACUUGGACCUGCGGGGCAACUCACUCAACUGUGACUGCAAAGUGAAGUGGUUGGUGGAGUGGCUGGUGCAUACCAACACCACGGUGGCUCCCAUCUAUUGCGCCAGCCCGCCCCGCUUCCAAGAGCACAAGGUGCAGGAUUUGCCGCUGCGGGAGUUCGACUGCAUCACCACAGAUUUUGUGCUGUACCAGACCCUGCCCUUCCCAGCAGUAUCAGCCGAGCCCUUCCUUUACUCCAGUGACCUCUAUUUGGCUCUGGCCCAGCCAGGUGCCAGCGCUUGCACCGUCCUCAAGUGGGACUAUGUUGAACGGCAGCUUCGAGAUUAUGAUAGAAUCCCAGCCCCCUCUGCAGUGCACUGCAAGCCAAUGGUGGUAGACAGCCAGCUGUAUGUGGUUGUGGCCCAGCUGUUCGGUGGAUCUUACAUUUACCACUGGGACCCCAACACCACACGCUUCACCAAGCUGCAGGAUAUCGACCCACAGCGUGUGCGCAAGCCCAACGACCUGGAGGCUUUCCGCAUUGACGGCGACUGGUACUUUGCCGUGGCCGACAGCUCCAAGGCGGGUGCCACCAGCCUCUACCGCUGGCACCAGAAUGGCUUCUACUCCCACCAGGCCCUGCAUGCCUGGCACCGUGACACUGACCUGGAGUUUGUAGAUGGCGAGGGCAAGCCACGGUUGAUUGUGUCUAGUAGCUCCCAGGCACCUGUCAUCUAUCAGUGGAGCCGCACCCAGAAGCAGUUUGUGGCCCAGGGUGAGGUGACCCAGGUGCCUGAUGCCCAGGCUGUGAAACACUUCCGUGCUGGGCGCGACAGCUACCUGUGUCUCAGCCGCUACAUCGGUGACUCCAAGAUCCUGCGCUGGGAGGGCACCCGUUUCUCUGAAGUGCAGGCCCUGCCCUCCAGGGGCUCGCUGGCCAUGCAGCCCUUCCUCGUCGGUGGCCGCCGCUACCUGGCACUGGGCAGCGACUUCUCCUUCACGCAGAUCUACCAGUGGGAUGAGGGGCGCCAAAAGUUUGUGCGGUUCCAGGAGCUGGCUGUGCAGGCCCCUCGGGCCUUCUGCUACAUGCCUGCUGGGGAUGCUCAGCUGCUCCUGGCCCCUAGCUUCAAGGGACAGACGCUCGUGUACCGACACAUAGUGGUGGAUCUCAGUGCCUAGAGGGGUGCCGAGGCCUCUGUGUUCCUCGGGCAGCCACUCGAGGCUGAACAGAAGUCUCUGUGUGAGCAGCAUGUGUGCCCAUGUGAAGACACAUGUAGCCAACCUGUGUACAUGCCCUCACAUACACCCUCCGCACCCCCCAUGAGCAUGGGCCACACUGUGGACUGGCCCAGGAGAGCCACUUGUCAUAGUUGUAAUCAGCAUGAAGACUUGUAUAUGCAACAGGCAACCCAGCAACCCUGUGCCCUCUCAUAUGUGGACACUUGUCUGCCCCACACCCUACCUAAAGGCCCCCCCUUGGUCUGCUGCUUUCCCCGUGCUCCGGCCCCAGGGAAGGAGUACGGGAAGGAAGGGCAGGGCCACCCCCCUCUUGUUUUUCAGCUUAUUCUUCCUACUCCCCAGUUUCUCCUGUUGGUGCUCCAGGUGUCUGUUUACCUACUUGUGCUCUGCCCUGCAGCCCACAGCCACAUCCUUCACACUGCUGGGCUCACUCACCCAUGCUGUACUUCUGCAUGCACACGUGGACACAUGCACACACACCUGCUGACACUCCCAUUUCUGUGUGCACACAUGCAGGUUCAGUGCUGCCUAAAGAGGCUCUCUUUCAUCACCUUGUCUCUCUUCUUGGAGAAGACACACAGUACCCACCCUCCUCUGCUCAUCCCUGGUGGUGUCAGCCUCUGGACACCAGCUUGAUCUCCUGGGGGCAAAGCCCCUCUGCCCAAAGCAAUAACAACAGCAGACCCUGACUUCUUUUUUUUUUUUUUUUUUUUUUACGUUUAUUUAUUUUUGGGACAGAGAGAGGCAGAGCAUGAACGGGGGAGGGGCUGAGAGAGAGGGAGACACAGAAUCGGAAGCAGGUUCCAGGCUCCGAGCCGUCAGCCCAGAGCCCGACGCGGGGCUCGAACUCACGGACUGCGAGAUGGUAACCUGAGUUGAAGUCGGACGCUUAACCGACUGAGCCACCCAGGCGCCCCAGACCCUAACUUCUUCUUAGGGCUCUCUGUUCUUACUGGAGUUUCCUGCUCUGAUCCUGAAUGCCGCUCACCUGUGGACAGGAGACCACCCAGAUAAAAGCCUUCCAGCUUUUCUUUACUAUAGCUGCCGAAGCCUCAGACCACCCUGUCGUUCAGCCCCACCUUUGGGACUGGACCUUGAGCUGUGUAGGCUCCUUUAGGUGGGUCCAAGAGCUGGCCGAGCCAGGGACUCUGCAAACAUGAGCCAACUGGGUGGGUGCCAAGAGUAGAGCAGGGAUAGAGAGCAUCUUGGGGGAUCCUGGGACCUCUCUAGUCCACAGAGACAGGCCCCAGGUGCAUUGCCUUCUAAAGCAAGCUGAGUGGUGGAGGGGGUGAGGGUCCUGUGGGAGUAGCACCUGGGAGUCAAGCUUCUGCUGCCCUCUGCUGUAUGCUGGGAAUAGGUAGUUCUGAGCUGGAGGCCAGUGGAGAAGACACAGGGUGGGGAAACCUCCCUGUGCCCAAGCUGUGUGAGGGCGUACUGGUGGCAAGAUGCCCAGGGGCACUUGGGGGCAAUGUUACGACUCACUGCUGCAAAUAAAAAUUUCCUACCCCA